Molecule: messenger RNA, 2687 nt
Organism: Musa acuminata AAA Group (dessert banana)
Lineage: Eukaryota; Viridiplantae; Streptophyta; Magnoliopsida; Zingiberales; Musaceae
Exons: 2
Coding region: 364-2316 (650 amino acids)
Molecular function (GO): zinc ion binding; nucleic acid binding
Source: RefSeq, a predicted model, not a curated record
CCGAACCCAAUUCAUCGUGACAUGGGAUGUGAUCGAACCCAAUGUCAGAUUUGAUUUUAGUAGCCAUGAAUUCAAGUCCAUCGACCGCUCAAUUCCCUAAAGAGAUUGCAAACCAUUUCGAUAAGCUUCCGGCGCCGUGUGUGUGCACAGUCGUGACUUGAGUUGCUGUGGCGACGGGCACAGGAUCACCACCGUCGCGAAAGCCUAUCGGAGGUAAACCACCGUCUGAUCUCGAUCAGCCCCGUUCUUAAAGCAGUCGUCUCGCGUUAGACGGCGACGGAACCCCUACGCGUGGCGUAGGGCCUCCCUCGUUCCUGCCCCUUCUUCGUCUCCUCCCCCCGCGGUCCGUCCCCGUGUCCCGCCAUGGAUUACUCCGCCUUCGCCCAAGCCCAACAGCAGCAGCAACAGCAACACCAGUACCAUCAACCUUACGACCCCGCCCGAUCCCAGCAACAGGUGCUCUACGGUGCAGCGGCCUACCAGCCUUACCGUCCCCAAGAAGCCUACUACAGCCACCACCCAUCCUCCACCCAUCAUUACCACCCUUACCACCACUCCUACCGGCCGCUCCCUCCGCCGCCGCCCGGGACCGACCCCUUUUUGCAGAACCACGCUUUCCGGGGUCCGCAUCGGGAGCACCACCGCCCGCCGACGCCGCAGACGCAGCAGCGCCCCCUCGCGUUAUCUAAGUUCGGGAGGGCCAUUGGCGUAGGCGAGCGGCCUGUGGCGCCACCACAACAUCUGGCGGUUGGUGGCGAGUCUGCACAUAGGGGUGGCAGCAGAAGAGGUCGUUGGCCUUUUAGAGGUGGUGGUGGCAGAGGCAAUGUUGAUUUCCGCCCAUCUAGACAUGAUGUUGGUUCACCUCCUUUUCAUGGUAGAGGACGAGGCCGGAGAGGUAGGGGUGGCAGCAGGCAAAAUCAUCUUUCCGCUCCUGUUGGACCAUUGCCUGUUACUACACCUGCAUCAGUUGGUGAAUCAUUGUCAGUAAUACCGCCAGUGAUGGAAGAAUUGAAGGCUCCAUUGCAGUCUCCAGCACUUGUUGCAGAGUCAGGAACCUUGAUACCACCGCGUCCUUUCCUCCCACUUGCCUGGUGUGAUAUUUGCAGGGUGGAUUGCAACAGUUUAGAAGUCCUAGAACAGCACAAGAAUGGCAAACGCCACAAGAAGACUGUACAAAGAAUCCAAGAGAUACAAGCUCAGCAGAAACUAAUGGCGGAUCUGCAUAUAAAGUAUGCUGCCGAGCCUGAGAUGGUACUCCAAAGUGCUGAAGAAAACAAGGUUUCUCUUCCAGGUGAAGCGAACAAAUUAUUUUCUCAUACUGAUAAAGCUGGUGAAACUGUUGCAGCUGCAUUUUCAUCCGAUCAAGUAAUUGAAGCCGGAAAUGCAGUUGUUGUAGCAUUGAACACGCGUUGUACAGCCUUGCCUGCUUCUUCUCAAGAUACUGAAGCAAACAAAGGUUCUAUUUCAUCAGCAACUGUCAUCUUGUCUGAAGUUAAUGAAGCAAACAAAUGUUCUGCUGCAUUGGAAAACUUGCCACCUGCAACCACAGAAAUGGAUCAUAAGAUGGGUCCUGAAAUGCAGAGUCAGAAUAUCACAAUACAGUCUGAUUCUUCAAAGGAGGGGGAAACAGGUAGUGUGGCACCAACUACCAGUGCACCAGAUUACAUUGAUGUACCAGCAGCAAAAGGUUGUGGAAGGAGGGCAGGGAUGAAUGGUUAUAACAGGAGGCAUGGUUCAAAGAGGAAGAUGAUGAGGUAUUGGCGGAAUGGAAAGCGGUUGAAGAUGCUUGAAGCUGUCGAAAGCAAUCCUCAGGAGCACCAAAAGGAACGGCCCAGGGUUUGUACACUAUGCAAUGUGACGUGUGACACACAAGCUGUAUUUGAUUGCCAUCUGUCCGGUAAGAAACAUAUUUCUCGGAUCAAGCGGUUCCAAGGCCAACAUACUGAAUUUGGUCCCAUUACUGUAUAUAUUCCCCCCAAUCAGCCAUCAGCUCAUCCACCGAAAGCACCUGACCCACUGUUUUACGGCCUUAGAAGUCAUGAGAUGCUCCAACAGGAGGCCUGCACGGGAGGCUGUGGUGUUCAACCUGGCGAUCAGGCUGAGCAAGGAGGGAAAACAGAACCCAUAGCCCUGGGGUUUCGGUCCCAACAGCCUUCAGAGAAACCUGAAGGCAGAGUUCCCAUAACCGAGGGCCAGAAUUCGGUUAAUAUGUGUACUGAAGGGCUACAUAAUGCAGCUGAGACUGUGUCAAAAGAAAAGAGCGAGUUGCCAGUAGCAUUUUCAUCUGGGAUUUCUCAAGUCGACGAACCCGCUUGAGCUAUUGCUGAAGAUGCAGUUGCUAUUUUUUGUAAAUGAAGCACCACUUGGCAAGAACGUGUAUGCCCAUGGAUUUGUUGUCGAAGCAGCGUUGCCUGGUCUUAAAGCUGAAGCACCUUCCUUCCCACACAGCCAAUACUGCCGUCCGGUAUGCUUCAAAAGCUCAGAGCUUUCACUUCUCACCAGGCUUUUUGCCUUUUUAUGUUAUUCGGACCAAUUUAGCUAAUCUCAGGUAAUUUUAUUUCCAUGUACCUAUUACCUCACCGGUUACCUGUCUGAAUUGUUUGAGAAUAUUUGUGUUAGGGGGAUUUUGUUUCAAAAAAAAAAGUAAUUAUAGUAACUUAUCAUAGCCCCAAAAGGUAAUUUGACAA